AUGUCAUUUCCAAGGAUGGCCGGGUAUAAUAGAAUCCAAAAAAUAUUAGAUGGGAAGAUGGCGAACACAGCCGACCUGGGCGUACUGGAUCCGUCGCUCUACAAAUCGGAUUGCCUCGAUGAAGAUCUUAUGUGGCCCGAGGGACAUGUGGGUCGAGUGUGGUUUACUCUGAAAUACGAGGCGGGGACUGAAAGGCUACAGGUGCAUAUUAUAAAGGCGAAACAUCUGCCUUCCCGCACCCCUGCUUUGGCCAAUGCGUGCGACCCGUACAUCAAGAUCCAAUUGAUGCCAGACGAGAGGAGGGUGCUUCAGACCAAACAAAAGAAGAAGACGUGCAACCCGUUUAUCGAUGAGUCGUUUGUUUACCAAAUCCCACCUGGCAAACUCGAAAGCCUAACUCUAAAAUUGUCAAUAGUGGAUACUGGUAGAGUUGGAAAAGGCAAACAACUGAUUGGACAUAUCAUCCUACCAUUGACUGAGCUGGAAGGAGUCGCACCUGAUGAAGAGCCGCAGUUGUACAAGCUUGAUAUAGAAAAGGAUCUUCAAGAGCCAACAUCUGAUCUGGGAGAGAUACUCGUCUCAUUAUUAUACAAUGAAAACCUUCACAGGCUAACAGUCACGGUCAUAGAAGCCCGAGCUCUAAAGUUGGAUCCUUCAUCAAGCAGGAGAGAAAUGGUCGUUCGAGUGACGCAAGAGCGAGCAUGCCGCGGAGUACGAGCUCGUCGCACUGCUGCUGUUGACGUCGGAGAUGACGGUUCCGCUUUUGUCUCUGAGUGCUUCCACUUCAGGUUGAAGGCUGAUGAACUCCAUACCACGAGUGUUACCAUACAGGCGUUGCAACCACACUCAGUAUAUGCUAAAGAUCGACUACUUGGCAAGUUCGUAUUAGGAUCAUACAUGUUCGCAAGAGGACGUGCUUUACAACACUGGAACUCGGCCCUCGCCGCGCCCAUGGAGCAAGUCAAACAAUGGCACCCGCUUACCAAUUAA
Arctia plantaginis is the source of this 990-nucleotide messenger RNA. NCBI's taxonomy places the organism in Eukaryota, Metazoa, Arthropoda, Insecta, Lepidoptera, Erebidae. The record is from the annotation of a GenBank genome assembly.